CUCAAGAAAAUAUCAUUGGCAAUAAUAUUACUGAACAUUAUCAACUAUUACUUGCGUGUUUAUCACUCAAUGUAACAAUAACAGGUCAACAAAUAUUGCGCUUGAUAUGGAAAACAUAACACUUGAAAGUGUUUGCGCAAUGGUUAAAAUUAGAAUGGCUUGUCAAAUAUUGGGUAAUGUAGAAAGUGCUUGGUCAUUCGAAUGUUAAUGUUUAUAUCAAAAGAUUCUUCCAAUGGCACCAUUAGUUCCAUUGAUCGCCACGAUGAAGAUUCUAGUUUUGUUUGCCUUGAUUGGAAUCUCAGUAGCAGCAGUUGAUUAUACCGGGCACCAAGUUUAUCGAUCAUAUCCUACCCCGGGAGAAAACGAACUUCUUCAGAGAUUUGGCAAAGUAUUUGAGCUUGAUUUUUGGUCUGAUUAUCGCCAUGGUGAUGAUUUCGUCGACUUCAGAGUGUCACCAGAACUUCGGUCAAAGGUUAAUGAGUUUCUGACAAAAAACAGGAUCAACUACGAAAUUUUUAUUGAAGAUCUUGGUAUUGCCAUCGCCAAAGAGAGGAAGCCUAAACUGUCGAAAAUGAACGAUGAUUCGUUUGAUUAUUUUGUAUAUCACACUGUUGACGAGAUUGACGAAUGGAUUACAUCGUUCACUAAGGACAAUUCCUUUGCAUCGGUGGUAACUAUUGGAUCCGGAAAAUCGUAUGAAGGCAGAAACAUGCGUGGUUUGAAGAUCAGCACCGGGAGUGACAGACCGGCGUUUGUGAUCAAUUGUGGCAUCCAUGCUCGUGAAUGGAUAACACCUGCUACUUGUCUGUAUACUGCAAACAAGCUGAUGAACGAGUAUAACAUGAACAUGACAAUAACUCACCUGAUGAAUGGUGUUGAUUUCUAUCUCAUUCCCUCAUCGAAUCCAGAUGGUUACGCUUACACUUGGUCGAACGACAGGAUGUGGAGAAAAACAAGAAGCAAAUCUGACAUGUGUGACACAUGCAUAGGAGUUGACCCAAACAGGAAUUGGGAUUUUCAUUGGGGUGAAGCAGGAUCGAGUUCGGAUUGUUGUUCGGAAUCAUACAAAGGCUCAGUCGCAUUUUCUGAGAUUGAGACAAAAAAUCAACGAGAUUUUGUUGAAAGUAUAGAAAAUGUUAGAGCGUACAUAGAUGUCCAUUCUUACAGUCAGACAUGGAUGUAUCCAUAUGGAUAUACAAAAUCUCCGGCUCCAGAUGCAGCUAUAUUGGAGAAAAUUGGAAGAGACAGUGUGUCUGCUAUAUCCAGCGUAGAUUCCCAUGUUUUUCAGACAGGAUCGAUUUCUGAUGUCGUGUAUGUCGCUAGUGGAAGCACCGCUGAUUUCUUCUACAGCAAAGGUAUAAAGUGCUCAUGGGGAGCAGAACUUCGUGAUACAGGAAAAUAUGGAUUUAUUCUUCCAGAAGACCAAAUCGGCAAAGGAGCUGAGGAGGCUUUCCAAGGUUUAUGUUAUUGCGAAGAACAUACACUGGGUCCUUGCUAG
Messenger RNA from Styela clava, 1498 nucleotides. Its product is annotated as carboxypeptidase B-like. Gene Ontology annotation, molecular function: zinc ion binding; metallocarboxypeptidase activity. Gene Ontology annotation, biological process: proteolysis. The record is from RefSeq and is a predicted model, not a curated record. NCBI's taxonomy places the organism in Eukaryota, Metazoa, Chordata, Ascidiacea, Stolidobranchia, Styelidae.